CCCCAAAAGCGCCGCUGCUGGCGGCCGCCCAGCCCGAGUUUUAGAACACUGAAGGUGAGAAUCGUUUUGUACAGUGAGGGUUGAGAGUGAAUCUAUGUAUACUGAGGUUGUAAUUGUUUUUGUUCUGAUAGUGGAGUGAGCUCUUUUUGCCGGAGCUCUACGUGGAUGUAGCCCUCAUUAACGGGUAAACCACAGUAAAUCUUUUGGUGUUUUGUGUUUGAUUUAUUUUGAUUAUUGCGUGCUUACAGUAUUGAAUAUUCUGUAUUUGUUGCUUUGAGUGUUUGGUCGAGGCUUAUCUUUGCAUAACAGUGGUAUCAGAGCCAUUUCUCUGGUAUUCGCCGUUAGGGUUUUCGGAGCCUGUGCUAUUUCAUCUGCCGAGUCAUAUUUUUCUUUUACUUGUGUUGGUCUAAGGCUCUAGGGUUUGCUGUGUGAGUCUCUGUCGGCAUCUAGGAUUUUAGGGUUCCUUCGUGCAAAGCGAAGAUGACAUCAACCCGAUAUGAUAUCGGUACAUUUGACGGGAAAAAUGAUUUCGGUAGUUGGAAAAAGAAGAUGAGAGUCCUGCUCUCUCAUCACAAAGUGCUUAUUGCACUUGAGCCUGACGACAGAAAGUGGUCAGCAGAUCAGUUGGCUAGAACUGAUGAGGUAAGAGAAGAAGCUUUUAAUCUUAUUUUCUUACACCUUGGUGAUAGUGUUAUUCGUAAAGUUGAUGGCAUAAAUUCUCCUAUUGAACUGUGGAACAAAUUGGAAUCAUUAUAUUCUGUAUUGUCUGCUCCUAAUUUAGUUUAUUUAAAGGGAAUGUUAUUCAACUUUAAAAUGAAUGUUUCUAAAUCUAUGGAUGAAAAUAUAGAUGAAUUCACCAAGCUUGCUUUAUUAUUAAGAGAAACAGAUCAAGCCCUGGGUGAUACCAGUGAGGCUAUGAUUCUUUUAAACUCAUUGCCAGAAGAAUAUAAUGUAGUCAAGUAUGCUCUUCAAUAUACUGGAAUUGUACCUAGUCUAGAUUUAGUCAUAUCUGGAAUUAAAGCUAGGGAACUUGAAUUGAAUACAUCCAAGAAGCCUACUAAUAACUUGUUUGUGAAAGGCAAAUUAGAAAAGAAAAACAACUUGGGUAAUGGAGAUCAAUCUAGGGGUUUUGGGAAUAGGGGUAAAAACAAAGAAAAGAAGGGCAAACAAAAACCUAAAUGGAAAUGCUAUCAUUGUGGGAAAGAGGGACAUAUUAAAAAAUAUUGUUAUGACCUUUUACGAAAACAGAAACAAAGAGGUAAUGCAACCAUAGCUGCAAGUAAUUCAAACACUUUAGCUGAAGUUCUGACUGUGUCUGAUGAAACUGUAACUAAUGAAUGGAUUAUGGACUUUGGGUGUUCUUUCCACAUGUGUCCUAAUAUUGCAUAGUUUCAAAACUUUAGUGACAAAGAAUCUGGCACUGUUUAUAUGGGCAAUGAUCAAUCAUGUAGUAUAAAAGGAAUAGGAGACAUAACCCUUAAAAUGCAUGAUAACAAAGUCAAAAUGCUCACUAAGGUCAGAUAUGUGUCUGGUCUAAAACGAAAUUUAAUUUCUCUUGGUACUCUGGAUGAAUUAGGCUAUUCUUAUACUGCUGAAAAUGGUUUCAUGCAUGUGUUUAAAAAUAAUAACCUAAUCCUAACUGGUACCAAAAGGCAUGGCUUAUACGUGUUAGAUGGUUGUUCUUUUUACGUUGUUUCUUCUGCAUGUACUGUUAAAAUUGAUAAGACAGAUCUCUGGCAUUUGAGACUUGGUCACAUGAGCCAGAAAGGUCUGCAGGCACUGUCUUCUCAAGGUUAUCUUGAUUCAGUGUCUGCAGAGUCCCUAAACUUUUGUGAGCUUUGUACUCUUGGCAAGCAACACAGACUGAGUUUCCAUAGAGGAACUCACCUAGCGAAGGUAUGCCUAGAGUACUUGCAUGCAGACCUAUGGGGUCCCUCUCAAACACCAACUCUUGGUGGCAACAAGUAUUUCUUAUCCAUUGUUGAUGACUUUACUAGAAAAGUGUGGGUAUUCCCUCUUAGGACUAAAGACCAAACAUUAGAAAAAUUUAAGGUAUGGAAGGCCUUAGGCGAAAAUCAGACAGAUAAGAGGGUUAAAUUUUUAAGAACAGACAAUGGGUUAGAAUUCUGUAAUAGAGAUUUUGAUGAAUUCUGUAAUUCACAAGGUAUCACUAGACAUAAGACUGUUAGGAACACACCCCAAUAAAAUGGGGUAGCUGAAAGGAUGAAUAGGACUCUCCUAGAAAAUGUCAGGUUUCUAAUGUUUAUAGCUGGCAUGCCUAAAACCCUUUGGGGAGAAGCCCUGUCCACUGCUGCCUACCUGAUUAACAAGAGCCCUUCAAUUGUUUUAAAUUUCAUAUGCCCUAAAAAAAAUGGCUAAGCAGAAAAUUGAAUUUGAAUCAUUUAAAGGUCUUUGGGUGUCAAGCAUAUGUUCAUCAAUCAAUAGGAAAGCUAGACCCUCGGUCCUCAAAGUGUGUCUUUGUAGGAUAUCAAGAAGGAACUAAAGGCUAUAGGUUAUGGGACAAGAGCUCUGGAGGAGUUAAAAUAAUCAUAAGCAGGGAUAUUAUAUUUAAUGAAAAUGUUUUCCCUUGCAAACUAGAGAAUAUAGAAACAGAAUCUAAACCUAGCAUCACAGAAGACUUUGUGAUAGGAUCUAAUACCCACUUUCAGGUGGAGCAGCCAUCAGGAAUGCCUAAAGUGCCAGCUACCUCAACCCCUGUCAUUCGCAACCCUAGUAGUGACUCAUCCUUUGAUCAUGAAAGUGAUCAGGAGGAACUAACUGAAGUCCCUGAGGCUGAGGUGGAGCAUCAUGACUCCCCUCAACAAAACCUAAGGGACUAUCAGUUGGCUUAAGAUAGGAGUAGGAGAUCAGUCAAACCCCCUGCUAGGUAUGCCUAUUCAGACCUUGUUUAUUGUGCCUUGGUGGUAGGCAUGGAAUUGAGAGGCAGUGAGCCUACCUCUUAUGAGGAGGCUGUUAGCUCUCAAGAUAGCUCUAAGUGGCAAUGUGCUAUGGAUGAAGAAAUGGCAUCCUUGAUAACCAACAACACUUGGGAAUUGGUCCCAAGACCUUGACUGCACUCUCACCCUGCAAUUAAAACACAAUAAAAACAAAUCAUAAUAAAACUUUUAUAUUUUUUUUAUUUUAGUGAGAGGUUUAUACUCGCCAGUGUACGAGUGCAGUUGUAGUGUAAAUGGCUAUUCAAAAUCAAAGAAGGUAUGUUACCCUCUGAUCCUCUUAGAUUUAAAGCUAGAUUAGUUGCUAAAGGUUUUACACAAAGGGAAGACAUUGAUUAUACUGAAAUAUUUUCACUUGUUGUUAAGUUUAAAACCCUUCGUUUGAUACUUGCAAUAGUAGUUCAAUAUGAUCUAAAAUUAGAACAGCUUGAUGUUAAAACUGCCUUCUUACAUUGAGACUUAGAAGAGAUCAUCUAUAUGGAACAGUCAGUUGGUUAUGUUAACAAAAAACAUCCAGAUUUUGUUUGUUUGUUGAAAAAGUCACUGUAUGGUCUAAAACAAUCCCCACGUCAAUGGUAUAAAAAAUUCGAUAAUUUUGUAAUUGGGAUUGGUUUUGUGAGGAGUGAAUAUGAUAAUUGUCUUUACUACAUUCUCUCUGAUAUCCUUGUAUAUUUGCUGCUGUAUGUUGAUGACAUUUUAUUGAUUAGCAAAUCUAAGUCUAAGAUUAAUGAACUAAAAUCAAUGUUGAACACAAACUUUGAUAUGAAAGAUUUAGGAUCUGCUAGGAAAGUUUUAGGGAUGGUAAUUGAGAGAGACAGAAGUAAAAAUUGUCUGAAGAUUCACCAACAUGAUUAUUUAUUAAAGGCUGUACAGAAAUUUGGAAUGUCAAAUUGCAAACUAGUAAAUACACCUUUAAGAGGUCACUUUAUUUUGUCUAAAGCCCAAUGUCCAACAUCAGAUUUUGAAAGGUUAAACAUGGAAUCCAUUCCUUAUGCCAAUGUAAUUGGAACCAUCAUGUAUUCCAUGAUCAGUACCAGGCCAGAUCUUGCUUUUUCAAUCUUUUUACUUAGUAGAUAUAUGUCUAACCCUGGGAAGCAUCUUUGGGAAGCCCUAAAGUUUUUACUGAGGUAUAUUAACGGCUCUUUAAAUGUUGGUUUGAAUUACAUGAAAAGAACUGAUACUCUUGAUUUGGUAGGGUUUGUAGACUCUGAUUUUGCAGGUGAUCGAGACUCAAGGAAGUCUACUACAGGUUAUUACUUUACCCUAAGUGGUAAUUGUAUAAGUUGGAAGUCUCAAUUACAGCCCCUGGUGGCUCUGUCUUCUACUGAGGCUGAGUAUGUUGCUGUAACUGACACUUUCAAGGAAGCCAUCUGGCUUCAAGGUAUCCUUACAGAAAUCCAGAUGUUACAAGGUAAGAUGAUAGUCUUUUCUAAUAGCCAAAGUGCUAUACAUUUAUGUAAGAAUCCCGUUUACCAUGAAAGGACAAAACAUGUAGAUGUAAAAUACCAUUAUGUAAGGGACCAAGUGGCCAAGAGAAAGGUAAUUAUCCAAAAGGUCCCUACAGAAAAUAACCCAGCUGAUAUGGGUACAAAAAUUGUGACUACAGCUAAGUUCAGACACUAUCUGAGCUUGCUGCAUGUCACGGUUGGUUGAAGGAACAACCAACAAGAGCUAUGAAGGCAAAGGUUGUAGCAUGCUCCAUUGUUGUGGACUUUUCCCUAAAAUGUUAAAGCUUCAAGGUGGAGAUUGUUGUACUUUUAUGAAGCUUCAAAUCAUUGUGUUUGGCGGAGGGGUUGGAGGGUCUUUUCGGAAACCCUCAGAGCUACCCAAAACGGCAGUGUUUUUGGGCCUCUGAGUGGAUGGCCGAAAUGGCAACCAGCUGUGCCGUUUUGCUUGGCGUACUUCCUUGUCGUCUUGCCUGCUGCUUGCCCGAUCGUUGAUGUUCUACUAUGCCUUUAUUCAUCCUGAUUGCCACCGUUGGAGCCUCCUUUAUAUCCUCUACAGUGGCCUCGAGAUCAGCAGCGCGCACAGCCUCCGAUUACCUUCCUCUUGUUUGGUUUGAUCUGAUUAUUCUCUGUAAUUCCUUUCUCUCUCUGUAUAGUUUAUGUAUGUUUUCUCUCUAGGGUUUGGCCUCUAACCUUUAGUUAUGUGGUUAUGGGGCCGAUUUAAAGGUGAGAAUCGUUUUGUACAGUGAGGGUUGAGAGUGAAUCUAUGUAUACUGAGGUUGUAAUCGUUUUUGUUUUGAUAGUGGAGUGAGCUCUCUUUGCCGGAUCUCAACGUGGAUGUGCCCUCAUUAACGGGUGAACCACGGUAAAUCUUUUGGUGUUUUGUGUUUGAUUUAUUUUGAUUAUUGCGUGCUUACAGUAUUGAAUAUUCUGUAUUUGUUGCUUUGAGUGUUUGGUCGAGGCUUAUCUUUGCAUAACAUUUGGGUUUAAAUCAUGUCUAGAAAUGAGAAGAUUACAUUUUUGCAAAUAAGAAGUUACUGCAGAAGAGAGUAAUUACUGUUGCGUUGGUUGCUUAUCUGGUGAGGGUGGUUUGUGAGCGAAUGUCGUGCGUUAUAAUCUAUCUAGUGCAUGUUCGAAGGGUAGUGGUGACUGGUUUCUGUGAAAAGAGAAAAAGAAGAGGAAGUUGCCAGUCUUCUUCUUUUGCCAUUUUGGAAGAAGGGGGUGUGUGAAAGUGGCCAGGCAGAGGCAGGCACCUAACCAGAGGCAAGGACAGAGGUUAGGGGAUUGACAAGCUUAAGAUCCGGAAGGUCCUUGUCUGUGAAGAAAGAGAGUGACUUCUUGAUUUCUCCAAAUGGGACAUUCUCAAGUGGCUUUCGUGAAGUGGGUAGAAAUGCUUAUUGCUAUUCAAUCUGGUACACCAAUUCUGUCAAAACAAUUGUCUGGAUGGCCAACAGAGACAGGCCAGUUAAUGGAGAACGGUCUAAGCUAGUGCUCCACAGAAAUGGCAACAUGGUCUUGGCUGAUGUUGAUGGUUCAAUUGUGUGGUCAACCAACACAUUCUCUGAAGCACAUGUUGAAGCUCGGCUUCUUGAAACUGGAAACUUUGUAUUGAUCAACCAAGGAGACAACAUCAUCUGGGAGAGUUUUAAUUUCCCUACAGACACUCUCCUUCCAGGCCAACCACUUGUUAGGAACACAACCUUGGUAUCUAUGAGGGGUGAAGGUACAUACUUAUCUGGAUACUACAACUUGAAAUUCAAUGAUAAUAAUGUGUUAGCCCUUGCCUAUAACGGUCCUCUAGUUUCAAGCAUGUAUUGGCCAACUGGAGCUCAAACUGUAUUUUACUUUGGCAGAAUACCAUACAAUAGCUCCAGAAUAGCAUUUCUAGAUUAUUUAGGAAUGUUCAGAUCAAGUGACAAUUGGACGUUCAAUGCAUCUGAUUAUGGUGCUGGUCCAAAAAGGCGUUUAACAUUAGAUUAUGAUGGGGUGCUGAGACUCUAUAGCCUGGAUGAGUCAACCGGGCUUUGGGAAAUGUCAUGGUUUCCUAGCAGGGUAUGUCCCUGCAAGGUUCAUGGGUUGUGCGGACCAUAUGGUAUUUGCAACUACAACCCUCUACCUACAUGCUCUUGCCCUCAUGGGUUCUUCAGGAAUGAUCCCUCUGAUUGGUCCAAAGGAUGCUCGCCUCUGUUCAAUCUGACUUGUAAUCAAACUGAGCUGGACUUCGUCAUUGCUCGAAACACAGAUUACUUUGGGAAUGACAUCAGCUACGGCACAGGCAUGAGCCUUGAAACAUGCAGGAACAUCUGCCUGAAUGAUUGCACAUGUCAGGGCUUUGGAUAUUCACUGGACGGAAAAGGACUGUGCUAUCUGAAAGGGAAUCUCCUAAACGGAUAUCACUUGCUGUUUGUUGCUAGGAUAACGUACAUAAAAAUUCCAAGAAGGAUAGUAAUCUCUCGGACCGAACAAGGGCAAGUCAAAGCGGAUAUGCUGAACUGCUCAGCUGCUAAAGUUGUGCUCUUUGGUGGUGCUGCUGGUGGAGAAGAUACGAAAGGAAAUAGAUGCACGAAAUACCUAAUUGCAUUUGUGGGUUCUAUUGGUACUAUUGAAAUUAUGUUCAUUGGUUUUGUGUGGUGGUUUGUCUUGAGGAAGCAUGUUCGUGAGGAGCUGGUAAAUAUGAGCUACAUCGUUCUAGCAGUGGGUUUCAAACGUUUCACUUUUGCUGAAUUAAAAAGGGCAACUCAGAACUUCAAGCAAGAGAUAGGGAAAGGUGGCUUUGGGACUGUAUACAGAGGAAUUCUGAAUAAUGAGAGAGUCAUAGCUGUGAAGAGAUUGGAAGGCAUUUUGCAAGGAGAUGCUGGGUUCUGGGCAGAGGUGAGCAUCAUAGGAAAGCUCAAUCAUAGGAAUUUGGUGAAAAUAUGGGGCUUCUGUUCUGAAGGGAAGCACAAGCUAUUGGUUUAUGAUUAUAUGGAGAAUGGUUCCUUGGACAAAAUCUUGUUCUCUGACUCCUCCAAGUCCUUGAGUUGGGACCAGAGAUAUAAUAUUGCUCUUGGGACAGCUAAAGGCUUAUCCUAUAUACAUGAGGAAUGUCUGGAAUGGGUACUCCAUUGUGACAUAAAACCUGAAAACAUACUACUAGAUGAUGAUCUUGAACCCAAGGUGACUGAUUUUGGUUUGUCAAAGCUUUUCAAAGAUAACCUUGAUUCUAGGUUUUCUAGAAUCCGUGGCACUAGAGGGUAUUUAGCACCCGAAUGGAUGAUGAACCUAAACAUUAACGCAAAAGCAGAUGUCUACAGCUAUGGAAUUGUAUUGCUGGAACUAUUGAGUGGAAAGAGAGCAUCUCGGUUCCAGUUGCAUGCAGUCGAGGAGAAUGAGUACAACCAUUUGGUGCAAUGGGUAACGGAAAAGAUUGAGCAGGGACGACUACAAGAAGUUGUUGACCCAAGACUGGAUCAUAAUUACGAAGAUGUAGAACUAGAAAGAUUGGUAAGAAUUGCCCUGCUGUGCGUGAGGGAAGAUCCUGCUUCAAGGCCCCCUAUGAGUAAAGUUGUGGAGCUUCUAACAGGAAAUAACAAGUCCAGCAUAGGCAAGGACACGGAUGAUUAGAUUGUAAGGGUUAGAUCUUCAAACUGCUUUCCCAGUUUUAUGUAUCUACAAUGACACUGUUAGAUAUACUCAAUGUGGAUUGUGGUUGUUGUCAUGAACAAAGAAUUUGUAUUGUGUUCAUAAUUAAGGAGCUACGAUA
Molecule: messenger RNA, 8141 nt
Organism: Diospyros lotus (date-plum)
Lineage: Eukaryota; Viridiplantae; Streptophyta; Magnoliopsida; Ericales; Ebenaceae
Product: putative receptor protein kinase ZmPK1
Exons: 3
Coding region: 5843-8002 (719 amino acids)
Biological process (GO): recognition of pollen; protein phosphorylation
Molecular function (GO): protein serine/threonine kinase activity; ATP binding
Source: RefSeq, a predicted model, not a curated record